Messenger RNA from Closterium sp. NIES-65, 2139 nucleotides. NCBI's taxonomy places the organism in Eukaryota, Viridiplantae, Streptophyta, Zygnematophyceae, Desmidiales, Closteriaceae. The record is from the annotation of a GenBank genome assembly.
AUGGGAGGCCCGGCCCCGUUGCCGCCCUUUCAGGCCCCUCACGGCCCCUUCGCGGCCCCGUCGCCGCCCUUCCGCGGCCCCGUCGUCGCUCUUCAUCGGCCCCGUCGCCGCCCUUUCAGCGGCCCCGUCGCCGCCCUUUCAACGGCGCCGUCGCCGCCCACCCUUUCAACGGCCCCGUCCCCACCCUUUCAGCGGCCCCGUCGCCGCCCUUCUGCGUCGCCGCUCUUCAUCGGCCCCAUCGUCGCCGCCAGCGGCCCCGUCGCCGCCUCCAUCGGCCCCGUCGCCGCCACCAGCGGCCCCGUCGCCACCGCCAGCGGCCCCGUCGCCGCCACUUGCAGCCCCGACCCCGCCCCGGCCAUGCCCCGUCGCCAGCCGCGGCACACUGGGGGCACGUGCACCGCCCCCCCCCCCCUUUUCCCGUCGUCCGUCGCGGCUCCUUCGGGGGCCGCACGCAACCCACUCAGGUCGCCUCAACAGGUGACGGGAGGGGCGACCUGGAAGGGGGGGGCAAACGUCGCCCCCUUUGCCGCCUGCUUUGGCGCCCUGGGAGGCCGGGAGGGGGAGCAGAGGAAGCCGGACAAGGAGGAGGGCUCGAGCUCUGACCGCGACAAGGAUGCCUCUGUGAACACGAUGCAGGGUCUAGGUGCUAAGAAUGCGCAGGAGGAGGCCGACGAGGCAAAGGGACAGGGUCGCGGACAGGACGAAGGGGAUGCUGCGGAUGAUGACCAGCGCGGUGAUUUGGAGCUGGAGGGUUCGGAAGAACUGGAGGGGGAAGAGGGCGACGAAGAGGAUGAGGAAGAGGAGGAAGAGGUGGAGGAGAUCGCGACCAACAAUGCCGGGUGGGCGGCGAGCGUGGUCGCGGGUGCAGGGAAGAGUAUUCGCGGUCUACAUGUUGUGCUGUCCCCCCGUCACGGUAGCGCGACCCCGUGGACAGAGUAUGCGGGCAAGAGUCCGGUCGCGGGCAAGCGUAAACACUCGGAGCUGGUGAAGAUGGAUCCUGCUAAGCUGGCCGUGGAGAUCCUCCGCCUGGACGAGCAGGUGAAAAAUCAAAAGCGCAAGCUGAACGAGAUCGUGUCCGCAAAGCCCAGCAUAGAACACGCAGUGAACACGGAACGGACGACACACAGGGAAGCCAAGCUGGUCGAGAAGGACAGGGCGGAGAAUCGCGACAUGCGGGAGGUGUUGAAACGCGCGGCUGUCCACUUGGAAGAUUGCACGGCUAGCAUGAAGGGGGUGGUUGUGGACUCCAUGGAGAAUGCAGAGAAGAAGCUGACAGACGAGGUCGCCCGUAAGAUUGACGGCGCGUCAUCCAACAUUGCGGGAACCGCUGAGAAAGCGAUACACACAAGCGGCGUCACCAACGCUCUCAACAUCGUCAUCGCGAUGCUUUCCGGGCGUGACGCACCGCGACAGGUCACAGAUGGGACGCAGGGAAAGGUGUCUGACGAGGUCGCAGAGAAAGAGGCAGGGAAGAGGGUCGCGGAGAAAGAUACGGUGAAGAGGGAGACAGGGAAGAAGGCCGCUGACAAGGAGACAGGGAAGAAGGCCGCGGACAAGGAGACAGGUAAGAGGGUCGCGGACAAGGACACAGGGAAGGGUGAGAGCAGCACGGGAGGGAAGCGGCAGAAAGGUCCUAUGGCGACUAGCGUCAGUGAUCUCCUUAAGAUGGGAGGCGCGGUCGUCGUGUGUGCAACGGCAACCACCAGGAUGGAUGCGGCUGCGGGACCACCGCCUGCCCCCUCGGCGGUCGAAGCUGGUAAAGGCAAGGACAAGGUCGAGGACGCCCCGCCAAACACCACCCCCACUACCACUGCCAACACGACCGAGAUAGUGCCCGCAGCUGGUAACACCGCCGCGGUCGCGGAUGGACAGCCUGGACCCAACUCCAUCGCCCCUGCAUUCCCCCCAUCUGCAGAUGUGAAGGUGAAGAAUCAGGGCCGCGGUGGUUGUAAGCCGCCUCCGGCCGCGUUGAAGGCGGAUCGCGAGGACGAAAACGACUCGGACGCGGACGAUGAGGUUGAGCUGGUGCUGCAGAGGUUCAUGGGGCCAAGCGACAACAGCGGCACUAGCGGCAAGCGCAAGGGCUGUGGUAUCCGCCCUCCUCCCAGGGGUGGAGAGGGGAUGGUGGGCAAACCGUGA